This is a messenger RNA of Exophiala bonariae, 1665 nucleotides long. RefSeq lists its product as uncharacterized. The record is from RefSeq and is a predicted model, not a curated record. Gene Ontology annotation, molecular function: Delta24(24-1) sterol reductase activity; FAD binding. Gene Ontology annotation, cellular component: membrane; cytoplasm. Gene Ontology annotation, biological process: steroid metabolic process. Bases 1 to 1665 code for a protein of 554 amino acids. The transcript has a single exon. Lineage: Eukaryota; Fungi; Ascomycota; Eurotiomycetes; Chaetothyriales; Herpotrichiellaceae.
AUGACACGACUGUUAACCUCCCUCAUUAAUGCACGGCAACCACGUAUUUUCGGGCAUCAUGCAAAAUUCGUUUGCUCUAGCCAUGCAUCUCACAGUCGAUACGUUUCUCAUUCAGCAAGAGAGCGGUCCUUGUACCACCACCAGGUGAGCGUUGAGCAAAUCUCAGCCGCCGUUCGAACCUUCUUCGACCGCAAAGAAAAGUUCCGCAUAUUCCAUGGCUCCACAAACAGUACUCGUCCACGUACGAAAACCCAUCGGAAUGUUGUCGACACCAGCAAGCUCAAUCGCGUGCUCAAUGUCGAUGUUGCAAGUCGCACCGCAUUAGUCGAGCCCAAUGUGCCGAUGGAUCGGCUUGUGGAAGAGUCGUUGAAAUAUGGCUUGGUCCCACCUGUUGUCAUGGAAUUUCCGGGCAUAACAGCUGGAGGAGGGUACGCUGGAACAGCAGGCGAAAGCAGCUCUUUCAAACACGGGUUCUUCGACCGUACCAUAAAUUUUGUGGAAAUGGUACUUGCCGAUGGCAGCGUGAUAAGAUGCUCCAAAAAUGACAAACAAGAUUUGUUCGAUGGAGCAGCUGGAGCGUUAGGUACACUUGGUAUUACAACACUACUUGAGCUUAAGUUGAGGCCGGCCACGAAGUAUGUUGAGACCACUUACCAUCCAGUUUCUAGCGUUGCUGAAGCCGUCGAGAAAACCCGGCAGAUGACUUCUGAUCCUUCUCUCGACUAUGUGGACGGGAUCCUGUUUUCCAAGACUCAGGGUGCCAUCAUAACUGGUCGUAUGACAGAUGAAGCAAAACCAGACAGGACGAUGCAGACAUUCAGUGGCGCUAAAGACCCGUGGUUCUAUCUGCACGUUCAGGACAAGAUCUCUAACCAACAGGCGCCCGUCAUUGAAACAAUCCCUUUACCCGAGUACUUGUUCCGUUACGAUCGUGGUGGUUUCUGGGUUGGGGCUUCAGCGUUCCAAUACUUCAAGAUGCCAUUCAAUAAAUUCACCAGGUGGUGGCUUGACGACUUUCUGCAUACACGCAUGAUGUACACUGCACUGCAUGCAUCUGGACAAUCUCGAAAUUAUGUCGUUCAGGAUCUUGCAUUGCCAUAUUCGACAGUGGAGGACUUCAUUGAUUAUACCGAUGAAAAAUUUGGUAUAUAUCCUUUAUGGCUCUGUCCUCUGAAACAAUCGCGCGGUCCUACAAUGCAUCCCCAUUCCACUGAGGUUGAAUCAGAUGGCACAACGCCCAAACCGAUGCUCAAUGUUGGGCUGUGGGGAACUGGCCCUGCAAAUUAUGAUGAAUUCGUGCAGCUUAAUCAGGACCUCGAGCGCAAACUCCAGGAAUUGAAUGGUAUGAAAUGGCUGUACGCGCACACCUAUUAUUCGAAGGAAGAUUUCUGGCAGCAGUUUGAUGGUAGCUGGUACCAGGCACUGCGUGAGAAAUACCAAGCUACCUCGCUGCCAGACGCCUACGAGAAGGUCAAGAUCGAUGUGGAGGCGGAGAAAGCAGCGACGAAGCUAUCGUUCGGAAAAUCGUUACUGCAAUCGUGGCCACUCGGUGGCUUUUACGGCAUCAAGAAAGCCAUCGAGAGUGGCUCGUACAAGCAGGCGAGGGCAUCUAUUUGGAAACAAUGGCCGCACCAGUACCAACGCCUCGAUGGAAAGGGUAAAUGA